GCGAGCAGCGCUCGUAGCUAGCAACCUUACCGGAUUACACCAUCAGCAAAGGUGGGGUUCGUCAUGCCGGCUGCAUUCAUUUAGUCCACCUACAUAGAAGAAGAAAUAGUGCAACCGCAGCAGCCGUCGAAGCCAACUAAUCGUGAUUGAAUGGCUGCAAUCCAGCCACAUUUCUUCAUCUGUGCCCGCGUUCCACACUAAAAGAACUCAUGAUUGGUUCAUUCUGGAAUCUGUGCAGAGCGUGCCCUUCAAUGCCAGUGGACAAAUUGCAUUCAGAAUAUAGGAGCACGUACAGAUGGCAUGAAUACACGGGUCCACGUCAGGAGGUGGUGCGUCGCGCUCCACAAGGUGGCCAUGCAAACGCCGUGGCACCCUCCGACGAGAAGCGGCACGAUUUCGGUAACGCCACCCGGAUUGAUGAAGAGUCCACCGAAAUGCCAACGUUGGAGCCGGCACUUCCUAGGCGCAAGAAACAUCCGGAUCUAGCGUACCGCCACCAUGAGUUCAUCCUGUCCGACGGGAACAAUUUCGCCGAUGACUUUGAACCCUACGUCGACAGAGCUAGGUCCGAGGAGCGAGGAGUCUCGAAUUGGAGACCCUCUCGACGCAGCAAGUCGGAAGGGCCCGCGCGUUCCAACGCCUUGACGAACGGAGAACGACGUCGGGACUCAAAUCCAGACAUUCCAGACGCGGAAGACACGGGUCGCGAUUCGGGACUGUUAAAGAAAGCAAUUUCUAAAAUCAGUACCGAAUACCGACUACAGUUUGCCUGGCCUCAGGGACACACGUCGCGACGGGAUGCUGUUGACUCGGCGCCGAGAAAGUCCCAGUCGAUGGGCGCCCUGAAGCCCGCCGCCAACGCCAUGAUCCACAGGAAGAGGGCCGAGCACGAAGCCAAGGAUGGCACAGCCAGCGAGCUGGAGCCUCUGGUGAACGACUCUACCAUCAAGGAGGAGGAGGUGUGCAACAGCAAGAGCGACACCGAGUACAAUAAGGAGUACAGGCCGUUCACCUAUUACGAUGGGGACGGUAGGGCCGACAAGCAGAACAUCCACCAGGAACCCGGAAAGCGUCACUUACAGAACGGCACUAACAAAAACGAGUGGUACAAGGAGGUAGUCGAGCUGAGGAAAAAGGCGGGCGAGUAUAAGCAUCGUGGAUGGGGAAGCAAAUUUGGCCCGGAGAAAGCGACCGACAUCUACAACAAGCAGGUUGAGCUCUGGGAUCAGGUUUCUCGUCGUAGCUCCUUGUCGGCCCUAUCUCUCGCAUCAACUGCUCACAGGUCGUACACCAAAGAAGAAAAAGAUCAGGAAAACACCAAGAAAAGUUCUCCAACCAAAGCUCUGCGUAACACAGAAAACUCGGUGAAGAUCAUGAAGGAUAUGAUCAGACAUCAUCUUGAGAGAACUACUGGUGGUUCGGAAUUCGAUGGUUUAAUACUAUCGCCCACUAGAGAGAAGUUGGAGCCGACUAUUCCAAAACGCGACGACGAUUCUAGGGGCUCUCAGAAGAAUAGUCCUAAGAAGAACUCGCCGCAAAAGUCGGCCCUGCAAAAGAAAAAUUCACUUAAAGCCAAGAGCGCAUUACGCACAGCGAGAUCUCAGUCUGUUGGUCCCACUGAUAUGGGAACCGAGAAAAAGUCUCCAAAGCGACAAUCGCGCUCCACGGCUGCAAAAGCUGAAAAGAAGACGUCUGCUCCUCCAGUCGUCGAAAAAACAGUUCCUGUUUCCAAGAGACCGCGCCCUUCAUCCCUCAACACCACCACUGCCUCAUCCCGAUCUAAAAGUAGUUCAGUCCCCCCUAAACACGAGGAAGAUCGAAUGCAUACCAAAUCAAAGCCUAACAAUAGUACCGAACCAAAUGACCAGAAGAAGGCAUCCACAGCAUCUGAAGUGGCGAAGGUCGAGAAAGUUGCACCGGAAGUAACAGAGCCGGAGCCAAUUCACUUGGAACCAGUCGUUAAGUCCCCACCGGAGCCGACGCGAGUCAAAUCUCCGGAGCAGAUCAUCAUGCGAUCUCCAGAUCCUGUUAAUUGGACGGUACCAUUGGAUACCGGCAAAACGUUCACCGUCACCCAGAACGUUCGCGAAGGGGACUUGGCCGCAAGACCCCACAGCGAAGUUAAGGCCUGGACUCCGCCUGAUGUUCCGCUACCAAUUGCACAAAGUGCUCCGCCGCAGCUGUCGGAGCCGUGCAAAGAUCAAGCUAGGAGACAACAGGACAAUAACUGGAGUAAUACGACCGCCAAUAUUACUGCCUAUCCUCCCACUAUAGAUCCCAUCCUAACUGUGCAAAAUAUGACCGAAUCAUCAACGUUACAGUACGGCACAACCGGACUGGAAGGUUGUCACCUUCUGAAUGAAGUUGCUACUGCCACUAGUCUUCGCCAAAAGAACGAACCGCUCGAAACUGAGACGCCCGUUCAAUCAUUAGCUGCUGAUGUCCUAAAAAAGGCACGGAAUAGAUUUGAUAGUUUCUGGAGAAAGAAUUCCAAUGAAGAGCCAGUCUAAGGACUAAUCCUAAACCAAAAAAUAAUAAUAUCUUUAUUAAAAUCAUUAUUCCGUAAAUAUUUAUAUGAUAUAGAAAAGUCGCGCCGUGCCCGUAGGUAUACAGGGUUGAAGUAUGCCAUACAUUUAUAUAUGUAUAUUCAUGUAAACCAAUAUACAUAUAUAUUUACAAUUAUACUUAUAUACGUUAACAUUAUAUAUGAUGAUAGAACCGGUAAUGAGAAGCAUCGUAUGUCAGCUAUCGCGGCUCAUAUAUAUUUUGUUAAAAUAUAAUAAUUUACGUUUUGAAAGCGUGAAAAGAUAUGAAAAUCCAAAUUUAAAGGACAAAAAAAAUGAAGAAGAAGAACAAAUAAUAUAUACACAUAUAUUAUAAUGUAACUAGAUCUGGCCAUGUUGUAUCCGUUUCCAUGUAUUUUUUAAGCUAGCCCAGCCAUACUACUAAAAUGCUUAUGUUAAAUGCCAUCCAUGUAAGUAGUAAGAUCGUAAUUGAAGAAACAUAACAUUACUAUAAUCCGUCAAGCUGAGAAACCAAAGCAAAGAAAUGAAGAGAAAAAGAAAACUGAAGAGAAAUUAUUGUAAGAAAUAGUGCGCCUCAUCGUCACAAGUCCGAUCCGAAUCCAACACUCCGCUCCACCUACAACAUAUCUAUAAUAAGCCCGAUCUGGCCGACUAGCAAAGCUACUGGAACUGCACUUCUGACUGGAGUCAUAAUAUCUAUUUACUAAACUUUAUAUACAUAUAUACAUAUAUUUUGUGUAGUUGCGUUUGCUUGCAAACCUAUUGUUACUUUAGUUGACAUCGAAUGCACCUAAAUAUUAUUAUGAUCAGUCUUG
Molecule: messenger RNA, 3340 nt
Organism: Nicrophorus vespilloides
Lineage: Eukaryota; Metazoa; Arthropoda; Insecta; Coleoptera; Silphidae
Product: nuclear protein MDM1
Exons: 15
Coding region: 210-2510 (766 amino acids)
Biological process (GO): negative regulation of centriole replication
Molecular function (GO): microtubule binding
Source: RefSeq, a predicted model, not a curated record